Molecule: messenger RNA, 1428 nt
Organism: Charadrius vociferus (killdeer)
Lineage: Eukaryota; Metazoa; Chordata; Aves; Charadriiformes; Charadriidae
Gene: TMEM120B
Product: transmembrane protein 120B
Exons: 12
Coding region: 1-1428 (475 amino acids)
Biological process (GO): fat cell differentiation
Cellular component (GO): nuclear inner membrane
Source: RefSeq, a predicted model, not a curated record
AUGGGGAAAGCCCACGUGCUCGAUUUGCAAAGCACCCUCGAGUUUGGCCCAUGCUUUCCUGCCACCCCCCACUCCGAAAAACACCCCAUGGACACCAACCUGCGCUUGGUGCUGGCUGGGUGCUGCCGGCUGCAUUGGCAGGGUCGUCAUAGCAACUCUGCCAAACUCCUGCGCAAAGGGUCACGGGAAAGCGGACGGGAGAGCUGGAGAACUGAGCGGCUGCGAGCAGAGACAGAUGCUGGUGGGAUGGGGGCUCAUCCCGCAUGUCCCACGGUGAGAAUGAGGGAUGCAGUCAGAGCUGGGCUCCUCCACGGAGCCACCAAGCGCAUGACGUUCUCUGGAGCAACGUGUCUUCGAGUUAAGGAUUAUCCAGCAGAAUAUAGAAUGCUGAUAAGCAAUGAGUGCUUCAUCUCUGGUUGGUUUGCUUACAUGUGCAGCAGCAGAAGCCUGGAAAUGAAAGCACUAAUUACGGUACUGGAAACGCACAAAGUUUACAGGCAGAAACUGGAGGAAGUCACCAGCUUGCAGACAGCCUGCAGUAGCUCCAUACACCGGCAGAAGAAGACACUAAGGGAUCUGAAGCACAGCCUGCAACGGUGCAAACCCAGAGCGAGUCCUGAAGAGUUUGCUCUCAUUCAGGAGAUCAGCACCCAGAUCAAGGAGAGGCAAAAUGCCUUCUUCGACAUGGAAGCCUACUUGCCGAAGAAGAACGGCUUGUACUUGAAUCUGGUGCUGGGAAAUGUGAAUGUAACUCUCCUGAGUAACCAAGCAAAGUUCGCCUAUAAGGAUGAAUAUGAGAAGUUCAAACUUUAUCUGACGAUAAUCUUGUUACUUGGGGCCGUCACCUGCAGGUUUAUUCUCCACUACAGGGUGACAGAUGAAGUGUUUAACUUUCUGUUAGUGUGGUAUUACUGCACGCUGACGAUACGGGAAAGCAUUCUCAUUAGCAAUGGAUCCAGGAUCAAAGGCUGGUGGGUGUCUCAUCACUACGUUUCCACGUUCCUGUCUGGGGUGAUGUUAACGUGGCCAGAUGGACUCAUGUAUCAAAUGUUUCGCAGUCAAUUUUUAGCGUUUUCAAUAUUUCAGAGUUGCGUUCAGUUCCUACAAUAUUAUUAUCAAAGGGGCUGCCUUUAUAGACUCCGUGCUUUGGGGGAGAGAAACCACUUGGACCUUACAGUAGAAGGAUUUCAGUCCUGGAUGUGGCGGGGGCUGACGUUUCUCCUUCCCUUCUUGUUCUUUGGGCACUUCUGGCAGCUAUAUAAUGCAGUCACGCUUUUUGGGUUGUCGAGGCAUAAGGAGUGCAAAGAAUGGCAGGUUUUCGUGUUGGCUUUCACGUUUCUGCUGCUCUUCCUCGGGAACUUCCUCACUACUCUCAAAGUGGUGCACACUAAACUCCAGAAAAACAAAGACAAAAUGAAGAAGCUGUGA